AUGGCAACAUGCAUCCAAACAAUGGUUAUUGGCUAUAUUUAUCUUGCAUUAUUUCUCUCUUCAGAUAUUGGAUUUUUCCGAGGUGUUGAAUCAUUUGGCAUCAACUAUGGCCAGGUGGCUAACAAUUUGCCUUCACCAGACAAAGUCCUUGAAUUGUUGAGCACCCUUAACCUGACAAAAACAAGAAUUUAUGACACCAAUCCACAGAUUCUGAGUGCUUUUGCUAGUUCAAACAUUGAAAUAAUUGUGACAGUGGAGAAUGAAAUACUAAGCCAGUUAGAUGAUCCACAACAAGCACUUCAGUGGGUAAACAACCGCGUCAGACCAUAUCUACCUAACACAAAAAUCACUGGGAUUCAAGUUGGGAAUGAGGUCUUCACUGAUGAUGACACCACUCUUAUUCAACAUCUUGUGCCAGCAGUAGUUAACAUUCAUAAUGCUCUUGCUCAGUUAGGCUACUCUAACAUCCAAGUUUCAACACCGAGUUCCUUAGCAGUGCUUGAUCAAUCUUACCCUCCUUCAGCUGGCAGUUUCAAAAGUGAGAUAUCUGGGAUCAUGUACCAGUUUUUGAGCUUCUUGUCAACCUCUAAGGCUCCUUUUUGGAUCAAUGCAUACCCUUACUUUGCUUACAAGGAUGAUCCUAAUGGGAUUCCUUUGGACUAUGUGUUGUUCAAUCCUAAUGCAGGAAUGGUUGACCCCUAUUCCAAUCUACACUAUGAUAACAUGCUUUAUGCUAUGGUAGAUGCUGUUUCAUUUGCCAUUGCUAAAAUGGGUUUCAAAGGGAUUGAGGUAAGGGUCUCUGAGACUGGUUGGCCAUCAAAAGGAGACCUUGAUGAGGCUGGUGCCACACCACAGAAUGCUGCAACUUACAAUAGGAAUUUGUUGAGAAGGCAAAUGGCAAAUCAAGGGACACCCCUCAAUCCUAGAAUGAGGUUGGAAGUGUACUUGUUUGCGUUGUUCAAUGAAGAUUUGAAGCCUGGACCAACCUCAGAAAGAAACUAUGGUCUCUUUAGACCUGAUGAAUCUAUGACUUACAAUGUUGGCUUGUCUGCUCUUUCAACCUCAUCACCAUCAACUUCCUCGGCUUCAUUUUCUCUUGCCUCCUCUGGCUCUAGGAUUAAGGUAGCACCUAGGGAAUACAAAAGCCUGGUACAUUGGAUGCUUGUAUUUAUGUUGAUUUCAACCCUUUAUGGGUGAAGAAUAUCCCUACACAGUGGAAUUCAUGUCAAUACAGUUAAGUACAGUUGGGAUUUACUUCCUUCAAGUGGCUAAAAAGAGAUGCAGCUAUUAAUCAAUGACAUUCUGGAAUCCCAAGUUUGAACAUAAAAGGUAUCCUAUUUUGCAAAAAUAGAUACCAACACACUUUCCAAACAAUUGGGC
Abrus precatorius (Indian licorice) is the source of this 1380-nucleotide messenger RNA. RefSeq names its product glucan endo-1,3-beta-glucosidase 14. The transcript has 3 exons. Gene Ontology annotation, biological process: carbohydrate metabolic process. Gene Ontology annotation, molecular function: hydrolase activity, hydrolyzing O-glycosyl compounds. NCBI's taxonomy places the organism in Eukaryota, Viridiplantae, Streptophyta, Magnoliopsida, Fabales, Fabaceae. The record is from RefSeq and is a predicted model, not a curated record. Gene Ontology annotation, cellular component: plasma membrane. Bases 1 to 1197 code for a protein of 398 amino acids.